UCUGGUGGAUUCCUUCAUUUGCUGAAGUGCCUACAAAACUGUUGCUGCUUAAUGGCAGAGUGAGUAGACAGAAGGAAGCUGAACUUUGGAUCUGAUCAUCUGAAACUUGCUGUAAAACCAAAAGACAAAUUUUAUUUCUCAAGAAAGUAAACAAAUAAGAGAGACUGGAGCCUCCAAAUCCUAGCAAUCCACCCAACCAGCAACUGGGGAUUUGGGAAGUUCAUUUAGAUGAAAGCACAGAUCGAAAAUACUACUUUAACACCGUCACAAAAGAGAAGACUUGGAAGCCACCUCGGCACUUUCUGGGAAUGCAGAACAUGAAGGAUGGAUCCACAGCUCUUUCGAAAGCAAAUACUCAGACAACAUUGUCUACUUCAUCCCAGUUCAGCUCUGCUGCUGUUCUGCGGAGGGUGAAAAGUGGAACUGCUAACUGUGACCGCCUCAGCCAAACAAAGUCAAUGGUGUUGACUGACCCCAACCAACUUAAGUUUCCAAUAGCCCGUCACAGGCGAAAUCAUUCUCAGCACAACCUUUCAGACAUUACUGGGAUGGCGGAUCAGUCUCCACUGGAGAAAAAUGGCAUCUUGAACAAAGCAAAGAUAACAGAAGGAGGCAAAAAACUGAGGAAAAACUGGACCAGUUCUUGGGUUUGCCUCGAGGGAGACAAAAUUGAAUUCUACAAAGAAAACAAACAACAAACUUUAGCCAGUUUGAAAAUAGGCUGCAAGCCAGAAAAUGCAGACCUGGGUGGUGCUCAGAUUGAUUGGGCAAAAGACAAAUCGAGCAGAAAGAAUGUUCUUCAGCUAACAACAAUGACAGGGAAUGAAUUUCUUCUCCAUUCUGAUGAUGACAGUAUACAUGACUGGUACAGGGCCAUCAGACAUGUGAUUGAUAAAAUGUCAAAGAAGGGGGUCUCAAUACCAGCACACAGUAUCUGGAAAAGUUCAAGCAGUGAAGAAGUGAACAGGUGUGAGGGAGACAAGCCUAAUCCAAAAGAAGCAAAAUCUGAGCAGAGAAAAUCAUUAAUACUACGACUGAACCACAGCGCAUCUGACACCUCUGAGAAGAAGAGAGUUAAGAGCAGACUAAAAAAAUUUAUAACAAGACGACCUUCAUUGAAAACUUUACAAGAGAAAGGCCUGAUUAAAGAUCGAGUAUUUGGCUGCCACCUGGCUACACUGUGCAAACGUGAGGGAAGCACUGUUCCAAAAUUUGUGAAACUUUGCAUUGAGGCCGUGGAGAAAAGAGGUUUGGAUGCUGAUGGCAUUUACAGAGUGAGCGGCAAUCUGGCGAUAAUACAGAAAUUACGAUUUGUAGUGGACCAUGAAGAGAAGCUGAAUUUGGAUGACAGCCAGUGGGAGGACAUCCACGUCGUCACAGGAGCACUAAAGAUGUUUUUCAGAGAGCUGCCUGAGCCACUUUUUCCAUUCGGCUUUUUUGAUCAAUUUGUAGACGCCAUAAAAAAUCAGGAUUACGAUCAACGUGUUCAGUGUGUUGCAAAACUGGUGAAGAAACUUCCAAAACCUAACCACGAUACCUUGAGCGUUCUCGUUACACAUUUACAGAAGGUAAUAGCAAAGUCAAUGGUGAACCUGAUGGUGUCGCAAAGUUUAGGCAUCGUAUUUGGACCAACUCUUAUGUGGCCUGAAAUGGAAAAUUCAAAUAUGGCAGUGAACAUGAUGUACCAAAACCAGAUAAUCGAUCUGAUACUUACCGAGCAUGCUGAAAUCUUCAACCCCGAGGGGUUGUGAGCGUGCCGUACUCCCAGAGGUUAAUCUUGCUCUCAGAUAUGAUGUUUGUGAAAACAUUGUUAAUUUGUGGUUCUGCUGCAUGCACAAGGUUGCGAGCACAUUAGCAUGCUCAUUUUUUUUGUUUUUUCCCUCAGUUUCAUUUAUAUUAAUCUGUACAGAUUAAUUUUACCUGGAAUUGUGCUUUUAUUAUUUUGUUUUGUUUUUAAUCACCGAUUGAUGGUUGCUUAUUUUUAUAUGAUUCAGUACAAACUAUUUGGACAAAAGUGCCUUUACUUUUCUAAUCUAAAAUAUUCUGCUAAUAUUGGCCAGAUUGCAGUCAAACUCAAACUGCAUGAUUAUUUGAACAGUCAGUGAUUGAAGACAACAAAAUGUAAUUUUAAUUAUUAAAAUAGAGUAAAUUAAAGGGCAUAUUUUUAACGUUAUUUUUUUUAAAGGAAUAGUCUGGAGAAUAUCACUUAUCGCUUUGGAACAUUUCAGAAAAGAUAAAGGACAUCUCUUUAUAGCAAGGCAUAAAGAACUAUCUCAUAAAUAAUUUAAGGCAGUCAAAAAUGCUGGAGAAACUCAGCAGGUGAGGCAGCAUCUAUGGAAUGAAGAGAUAGGUGACGUUUCGGAUCGAGACCCUUCUUCAAUUUACUCAGUUAAUUGAGCUUGAGGAAUAUAAUAGUUUAAGGUCUUCAUAGACUUGGAUACGGAUCAUCGAUGAUUGAUUGGUGGAACAUAUAUAGGGAUCAAUAGGCCCACCGCUGCUCUUAUAUUUUCCUCCACCCUUGUCCACCAAAUCUGGGCCUCUGCUUUAGAUUUCUCACUGCACUCAUCUAUUCAAAGCCCCACCCCUGCUUCCUGGGUAAUUAAAUCUGAUAUCUGAUUUAUCCCAAUUCCUCAUCCAUCUGAAUAUCACACCAAGCAACAAACUAAUCAUCACAUACUCUUCAUCACAUAAACUAUUUCAUUAAAAAAAUCAAGGCUUGUGACCAAAUACUAAGUGUCUUUUGCUCUUUCGAUAGAUGUGGGUGUAGAUAGUCAAAUCAGCAUUUACUGACAAACUUAAUUUUCCUUGAAAUGUGUAGCAUUCUGGGUCACUCCCAGGUUAGAAGAAGGAUCAGAUUACAACAGAUUAAUAAAGUUUGUGUCAAUUGAGGAUUUUGUCUGAUCUGUUCCAUGAGAUUGAAUAAUUUGAUUGAAGAAGGGUUUUGACGCAAAACGCCAACUAUCCAUGUUCUCCGGAGAUGCUGCCUCACCUGCUGAGUUACUCCAGCACUUUGUGCCCUUUUGUGUAUUAAACAGCAUCUGCAGUUCUUGUUUCUACAGAUUAUCAAAACUUAUUGCCAAGUAUGAAGAAUUAGCACUCAUGAAGUAGUAGAGGGUUGCUGGCAAUGAUGACAAAGUUGCCAAGUGUUAAUAUUGCAAUAACUUUCUAAUUAACCAAUUAUAGCUACUUGUACAUCGAUCAACUUUUUUUUAUACCCAGUCUCAUAGAUACAACUUCGGGUUUGAUCAAUGGUUAAUUCAAUAAUUCACUGGAAGAUUGCUUUUCUCUUUGAGCAAUGAAGCUAUCCUAACAAACAGAAAAGCUAUUUCAUGUUAUCUUUAAGACUGGGUUUCUCCUACUGAUAUUUUGCUUUUCGUGUUUGCUAGGUUCCUUUUUCACUUCCGCUGACUUUCGCACUCAGAGGUUUACCUCAUGCCAGACAGUUUAUUUUCUGAAAGACAAAAUGUUGGCUUUUUUUCCCCCUCACUGAGGUGAGAAAGUUCUACCCACCUACAAAAAUUUGGCUUUGAACUGGUAACACUGAUCACGCAUGUUUGCUGGACUCAAAGGUGCGAGCCAGGCAGAUCUGAAGCCCAGCCCAUGCUAAUUUUCUCAUCAAAAACCACUUCCAGUAGGGUGUGAACUAAGCGUUGUCUUAACAUCCAGUCCUCAUGCAUGAAUCACUUUCAACUGAUUAUUGAUUGAGUUAACAAAAAGCUCAAUGAGUUUUACACAACCGUUGAAGGGGCAUUGCUGGCAGGAAUUUACAGCUCGCAAGGCCAGAUUUCUCCAGAGACAACACGGAAUACAACUCCUUGUAUUUGAUCUGCAAGGUUUGGAUACAGAGACUUGCUGAAUUUGGAAAAAGGUGCCUUCCGCACAAAAGACUGAAAAUUAAAGUCCAACAUUUGCUAUUGACUUUGAGUCUCUAAAUUGUCAACACACAGUGGCAGCUGAAAAAAUAACUUCAAUAUACAAUCUCCAAAUGUCUUCUCUCUCACUUAAUAAGAGAACAUAUUGUGACUCUGUUGGUACUGCAAUACUGAUAAUAUUUGUUUUUAUUAUUUAGUACCUGUAUUCUUAAAAAUUAAACAUAAAAUAUGUUGUAUAAAUAUUUCUCUGUAUCUGCUUUGUGAAAGAGCAGGAUUAUCUCCUAAUAAUGUUAUGGAAAUAUAUGUCAAGAAAUCAGCAAAAUUUAGAAAGUUAUUGCAAUAACAGCUUUUGGCAGUUUUGAUGAUCAGCCUUUCCGAAUUAGAUCCAUUUUCGAAUUCCGGUCACAUGAUGUUGUGCCGAUAGGAAUUGACAAAAAAAAAGCGUCCUGCAACUAUGUAAUUCAUUGAGUUCCUAACAAACCAACUGCGCAGAUAAACCAUUUUCAGAUGGUUGUAUGCUUGUGUCAAGAUGUGAACACUGCAAGGACAGGGUUUAAUCGAGAUUCCAGGUCUAUUUCUAAAUCGCUCUUCAACAUGAAAAACUGACAAGAGAAAACAUUUGUUUUCUGAUCAAUUAUCAUUGUACAAUUCAGAAAAGGGGAACUUAUAGAAGAAAAAGGGACGCAGCUUUCUAAAUUAUAUCACCUGAUAGUGGUUGCUGAAGCCCAAUUUUAUUCGAGUUUUAACAUCAAGUGAGAACAACGACUAUUCAACCAAAAUAUAUGUCUGAGUGACCAAAUUAUAUUUCAUCUUUUUUAAGUGAUAUUGGCCUUUAUGGAACAACCCUAAAUAAAAUGUCUCCCAAAUUGCUAUCUAUUGUGCAACAAUUUUGUAUACUUCAAUUGUAAGCAAAAUUGUACAGGUAUCUCUCUGGUUUUGCUAGGUAAAUGCAUUACCAUUUUUCCACCAUGUUAUCUGUUUUGAAAUUGAAAAUAAAAUUGGAACUGCUUAAGCUUCUUG
Amblyraja radiata (thorny skate) is the source of this 4892-nucleotide messenger RNA. RefSeq names its product Rho GTPase activating protein 15 (gene arhgap15). The coding region runs from base 309 to 1751 and encodes 480 amino acids. The transcript is spliced from 15 exons. Gene Ontology annotation, biological process: regulation of GTPase activity; signal transduction. Lineage: Eukaryota; Metazoa; Chordata; Chondrichthyes; Rajiformes; Rajidae. Gene Ontology annotation, cellular component: cytoplasm. The record is from RefSeq and is a predicted model, not a curated record.